CAAUAAACAAAGUGUAUCUGCCUAUUUUCGCUUCGUGGCAAGAAGCCGCUUCAUAACUCAAAAGUUUAUGCGGACUUUUGAGUUAAUUCGUUUGGGGUUCGGAGUAGGAGUCUACUCCGAGGGUGGAGGCUUAGGUUUCAUCAUCAUCAAGAAAAAAAAUACGUCAGACAUGGCUGUAUGGGCAUAGUUCCCUUUGCCUUACCCUUCGGGGAAAAAAAAAAAAAAACAUUUUAGGUUAUGUUAUGAGUGUUAGAUAAAUUAUUAUUUUUGUCAAAUCUUUGUGAAUUAGUACAUCAGAAUGGCAACAAAUUAUGCUAAGUAUGCGCAGUUAAUAAACGCUUCUACGAAUUACGCGCGUAGAAUGAAGCGUCUCUCAAAUAGAAUAUUCGGCGAGGUGGCAAUUCCCACUAACUCCAAAUCCAUGAAAGUAGUGUCAAUAUUCAGCGGUCGGCCGCUGCACUCAGACGAGACCAUCGUUCACUACUACCCGCGGCACGUAGAGACGCACGCUCUGACGCUGCGGCUGCGCGAGUAUGGGCUGUUCCGCGACGAGCACCAGGACUUCAAGGAGGAGAUGCGGCGCCUGCGCGAACUGCGCGGCAAGCACAAGGUCUGGCGCCGGCACCUAGACUCCGCCAGCAAGCAAUAAAUCUAUAUUUUAAGUGGAAAUAGUAUUAUUCAUAUAAAACAUAGUUUUAGUUUAAAUAAACAUGUAUUUAUAAAAUUUA
Molecule: messenger RNA, 728 nt
Organism: Pectinophora gossypiella (pink bollworm)
Lineage: Eukaryota; Metazoa; Arthropoda; Insecta; Lepidoptera; Gelechiidae
Gene: mRpS33
Product: 28S ribosomal protein S33, mitochondrial
Exons: 1
Coding region: 299-649 (116 amino acids)
Cellular component (GO): mitochondrion
Source: RefSeq, a predicted model, not a curated record